Molecule: messenger RNA, 159 nt
Organism: Anisakis simplex (herring worm)
Lineage: Eukaryota; Metazoa; Nematoda; Chromadorea; Rhabditida; Anisakidae
Source: the annotation of a GenBank genome assembly
AUGAACAUAAAUGAGAAUGUCUCAGAAUGUGAACGAUCGUGUUACCUUUAUUGGAGUCUGGGCAAUUGGACAACGAGUAAAUAUUUGAAUGUAGUGAAUGGUGCUGGUAUUGAUGUUCUAUUGAUGAGUCUUCGAGAUGCAGAACCAGUCUGUAGGUGA